AUGGCGAACAAGGAGAACAACAACAACACGCCACAGCCUGGCACCAAGCCCAAGCCCAAGACCAAGCCCAACAUUAAGCCCACGCCCAUAAAGGUUCCAGAAUCAUGCAAAUUGACCUCGGAUGGUGGUCUCGCAUCGCCCUGGAUGAAACUCGGCUACGACAUGGGUUUGAAUCUCACAGCUCCUCGCACACCUGACCACGAGAAUGUCCAGGCAUCUCCAAAGCCCAUCGGUCAGCGCAAGGAGAAUACUCCCGUGGCUGCGAACGCUGCCUCUCCCAAGCACAAAGCGGCCGCCCCAAUUCCUCCCACUUCCACCCCAGAGAAACCCAAGAAGGCCAAGAACACCGUAACACCCUCAAAGCGCAAGCACAGCGAUGCUCGCGAUGAAGACAUUAGCUACUGGUCCAGCACCCGCAAGAACAGCCUGACGCGAACUAGGCAUCGUUUCGAGCCUCGUUCUGAUGACGAAGAUGGCUACCGCCCCAAGCCGCGCCGCAACAGCAACACCAGCGAGCAGGACGCUUAUCAGUACGGGCCGGGCGACGAUGACGAGGAGGAUGAGUACGCAACUAUCUAUGACGGUGACGAUCAAGGUGCCAAGAUGCGGCGGUACUGA
This is a messenger RNA of Diaporthe amygdali, 618 nucleotides long. RefSeq lists its product as uncharacterized. Bases 1 to 618 code for a protein of 205 amino acids. The transcript is spliced from 2 exons. The record is from RefSeq and is a predicted model, not a curated record. NCBI's taxonomy places the organism in Eukaryota, Fungi, Ascomycota, Sordariomycetes, Diaporthales, Diaporthaceae.